Molecule: messenger RNA, 1423 nt
Organism: Durio zibethinus
Lineage: Eukaryota; Viridiplantae; Streptophyta; Magnoliopsida; Malvales; Malvaceae
Product: caffeoylshikimate esterase-like
Source: RefSeq, a predicted model, not a curated record
ACUUAGACCAAAAAAAAUUGUCUCUAGCCCAACGAACUUCUUUACUUCCCUUCCAUAAUUCUCUCAAGUUUUUUAUUACACCACUUUCCAAUACCCUUUCUUUUCCUUGGUUUCUGGUAACCAAGUUUAGCCAUAACUUUCAGGGUUUUAUAGUCUUACUGCAACAAAAACACGAAAAAAACAUGGAUCUUGAAAACGGAACCGUUCGAUAUGAAGAGGAAUAUAUCUUGAAUUCUGGAGGACUAAAGCUUUUCACAUGCAAAUGGAUGCCAGUGAAUGAAGAACCGAAAGCUUUAAUCUUCAUCUGCCAUGGUUAUGCCAUGGAAUGCAGCAUCACUAUGAACAGUACUGCGAUUCGGCUGGUGAAAGCAGGAUUUGCAGUUUAUGGAAUAGAUUAUGAAGGCCAUGGAAAGUCAUCAGGGCUGCGGGGUUAUAUGUCAAAUUUCAACAAUAUUGUUGAUGAUUGCUCAAAUUUUUUCACAGAAAUAUGUGAGAAAAAGGAGAACAAAAAGAAGAUGAGAUUUUUGUUAGGGGAAUCCAUGGGUGGAGCUGUAGUGUUGCUGCUUCAUAGAAAAAAGCCAGAAUAUUGGGAUGGGGCGAUCUUGGUUGCACCAAUGUGUAAGAUUGCAGAUGAUAUGAAACCACAUCCACUAGUCAUAAGUGCUUUACGAAAGCUUAACAAAUAUAUUCCAACCUGGAGAAUAAUUCCAAGUCUAGAUGUCAUUGAUGCUGCCUUUAAACAGCCUGAGAUAAGAGCACAGGUUAGAGCAAACCCAUAUUGCUACAAAGGACGUCUUCGUUUGAACACAGGCAAUCAACUUCUAAAUACCAGCAUUGAGCUUGAACAAAGGCUUCGUGAGGUUUCAUUACCAUUUCUAGUUCUCCAUGGAGGAGAUGAUAAAGUAACAGAUAAAGCUGUGAGCCAAACACUCUAUGAUGUGGCAGCAAGUUCAGACAAGAGUUUCAAGCUGUAUCCUGGAAUGUGGCAUGGCCUGCUAUAUGGGGAAACACCAGAAAACAUUGAGAUUGUAUUUGCAGAUAUCAUCAGCUGGUUAAAUCCGAGAAGUGAAUCAGGAAAUUCAAGGUUGGAGAGGGAAUUGAAGCAUCAAAAUGAUAAGUUGUUGAAUUCAAAAGACAGUGGAAGACAUCAAUAAUUAUGCAUACUCUCAAGGUUCCUUUUGUUCAGCAAAUAACAAUGACAUGAUGUAAAUUUUUUAAGGGAAAAAUAAUUUUAUGCGAUAUUACUUCAAUCAGUGGAGAGAGUUUUAGCUUUAGCCUGAUAAGCCCAGGGAUGAGAUCAAGCUAUACAAGCCUGAAAAUGUGUAAAAAGUGAAAAAAAUUGUUGUUGCAACCAUUGGUUUUUGAAAUUAAGGGUUUUUUUUUUCGAUAUUUGAAGUUGACAAGAUUUAAAUUCUGAUCAUAA